AUGAUUGACAGUGUGUUCUUCAUUUUCAAUCGCCUGGUCGAGAUCGUCUUUUUGAUCCCGAUCAUUGGCAUGCUAGCCUAUUUCGUCGAUGGCUACAUCAAAGCAAACAUGUUGACCCCAUCCUACAUCCUCGUCCUCUUCAUUGUCAGCACGAUCGCCAUCUUUUGGGCCGCCGACACUCUAAUCCGCCUCUCAACCACCAAACGCUCCGCGAUCUUCGUCGCCUGCAUCGAUCUCUGCUUCUUCGGCGCCUUCGUGGCAGCCGUCUACCAACUGCGCUUCAUCGCAAACGCCGACUGCGCAAGCUGGAAUGGCGGCUCCGUCUGGAUCUCCCUGGGCCCAUUCGGCUCAUACGGCCAGCGCACAAAUAACCCGCUUUCGCUGAAUGUCAACAAGACCUGCGCGAUGCUCAAGGCUUCCUUCGCGAUCGGCAUUAUGGAGGCGGUGUUCUUCUUCUGGACUGCGUUUAUUGCGAUGUGGUUGCACCGCACUCAUCGCGAGGUCGUUGUUAAGGAGACGACGGUCCGCAGACGCAGCCACUCCAGUCGUCGCCACGGCUCCGGUUCUACCAAUAUGGCUGUGACAAAACACCUUCGAGAUCCUCCACCAUUGGAUGAGCUCGCCGCAGUCAUUGAGAAAGCACUACUCUCCAACUUCAAGACCGCAAGUGCAGCAGUUGUCGAAUGCCCCGAUCUGACACAACCACCCUUCAACCUCGCUGCAUCUGGGCUUUCUGGAAAUCCUCGCAUUGCAGACAUAGGCGGACAAGGACAUCUAUUCCCCCGACCAAUCCUCGAGGCAAAGUACUCACUUCUCCAUCUGGCCCGGGAUAUGGAAAUGUCUCCCAAUGCAGGAUUUGUGCUCGGAGCAGGAGCCGCUCCAUUCCAGGACAUUGGCCUGAACGCCGAACUGGCGCCCAAUCUCUGCUGGCGGGCUAAUGACCAGACGGGUAGCUUCGACAAUCCCAGCUCAAUGUCUAUACAUAAUGGCUCACGCGUGAUCAAAGUCAACGAAUCUCGCGAAUCGGUAUGCGAGCAAGCCCGAACCACGAAUUGUGCAUUAAUGGUCAAUCUGUACGGGUCGGAUGGAGAGACCGGCCCGGUUCUCAAGAUCAAGGCUAAGACACGGACGGGUGUCAUGAACUUUCCAGACUGUAUACGGUCUGGUCUACGAGAUGUCUACGGUGAUUCCAGACCGCUUAGUCUAGGUGGUGUGUUUCUCCUUGAGUCUGGGAAAGCCAAGUUUCAUAUUAUGCCUGAUUUUCCUGCUGAAGAUCAGUUGCCAUUUAGAGAUCGGACGCAGCUGGAGAGGGAAUGGCUGGUUUAUCAUGUAUUCGAAGCUCCUGUCGUUUGCUUGACUGUGAUGCAUAGUGCAGAUCCGGAGGGACUGGGAUUGAGGAUGGAGCAUACUCACUGCUUUGAGGCCGGGGACCGAAAGGGUGGGCACUAUCAUUAUGAUGUCCCUGGGGACGAUGAGGUCGGGUAUGAGGCUUAUUUCAAUGUGGCAUCUGUGGUGUAUAGGAUUGAUCAACCGGUUUGA
Molecule: messenger RNA, 1539 nt
Organism: Penicillium salamii
Lineage: Eukaryota; Fungi; Ascomycota; Eurotiomycetes; Eurotiales; Aspergillaceae
Source: the annotation of a GenBank genome assembly